AUGGCAGACAAGACAGAUAUUGAAGCUAUUCUCAAGACGUUAACUCUUGAAGAAAAGAUCCGGCUUCUCGCAGGCCGCAACUUUGUCGAAACUGGCGAUGUCCCCGAUAAAGGGGUGCCUGCAAUCAAGGUAUUCAAUACCCCAACAGCCCCAUAUACCAAAGGCUCAGAAUUGACCAUAUCUUCACAGACAACAGAUGGCCCUAACGGCACCCGCGGCGCCGCGAUAGACGGCAGCACAAAAGCAGCAUGUUUCCCGGCUGCCUGUAGCAUAGCAGCGACCUUUGAUCGACGCAUAGCCCGCUCCGUCGGCGCGGCUCUCGCCCAGGAAUCAAAAGCAAAGGGAGCCCGCUGUCUCCUCGCACCCACAGUCUGCAUCCAUCGCCACCCGCUAGGAGGGCGCAACUUCGAGAGCUACAGCGAGGACCCCUUCCUUGCAGGCAAGCUCGCCUCGGAGAUGAUUCAGGGGUGCCAAAGUCUGGGCGUGAGCGCGACCAUUAAGCAUUUCGUCGCCAACGAGCAGGAGACUGCAAGGACAACGGUGGAUGAGACGAUUAGUGAGCGGGCGUUAAGAGAGAUCUACCUCAAGCCGUUUGAGAUUGCGGUCAAGGAGGCAAAGCCUUGGGCUAUCAUGUCUGCUUACAACCUCAUCAAUGGAAAGCACUGCGAUUCGAAUGAGUGGUUGCUGAAGGAGGUCCUGAGGGGGGAGUGGGGAUGGAAAGGUCUCGUUAUGAGCGACUGGGGCGGAACCAACUCCGUGGCAGAGGGGAUCAAGGCCGGCAUGGAUAUUGAGAUGCCUGGACCCCCGAGGAUACGCAAACCCGCGGCCGUGCUCGAGGCCGUAAAGAACGGUGAGGUCACCGAGGCUGAUAUCGACGAGCGCGUACGUACGAUACUCGAGUGGACGGAACAGCUGAACGGCUUCAAAGACCCGACCAUCACCGUGGAAAAGGCGAUUGAUCGCCCCGAACACCGUGCCUUGAUCCGGGAUGCCGGCGCGCGAGGCAUCGUCCUCCUCAAGAACGACAACAACAUCCUCCCACUCACGAAGGAAAAGGUCAAGGGCAAGAAGAUUGCCCUCAUCGGUUACGCCAAAGACGGCCUCGCCCACGGCGGCGGCAGCGCAAGCGUAAACGCACAUUACAGACUCCCACCUUGGGACGCCCUCCAUGAAGCUCUGGGCUCCGACGUGGAGUUCACCUACGCAAAGGGUGCUCACAAGGAGCGUCUUCUCCCGCCCAUCACCCACGAUGGAAGGGUCGGUACCAUCGUCGGUCUAGACGGACAACCUGGCUUCAGUCGGGUAUUCUACGACUUUGGCAAGGAGGAUGUCGAGCCUGUUUCGGUCCUAAACAGCUAUCCAAACUCAGCCUAUUCCCCGCUAGGCUCCCAGGAGUCAAUGUGGAAGACACUCGACAUCGUUGGCGACUUCACGCCUUCCGAGACGGGUUCGCACUACAUCGCCUGCUCAGGCAUAGGCCCGACCCAAGUCUUUGUAGACAACGAGGUCGUCUUUGAACAGAAAGGAAAUUGCGCAGAUCCUAUGGGCGCUCUAUUCCAAGCCGCCAACGAGCCGCAGACAAAACAUGCUUUCACAGCAGGCAAAACCUACCGCCUUCGCAUCCACAGCAAACCGCCUACCAAGAUUGGUCUUGAGAUCCUGGAAGGCCGCACAGGUGUGCGAAUGGGUUUCGGGCUGGAAUCAGACCGUGACGCAGACCUUCAGGGUGAAGCUGCGCGGGUGGCUGCCGAGGCGGACCUUGCUAUCGUAUUCACCGGGCAUGAUCCGCAGUGGGAGACGGAAGGCCGCGAUCAGGAAUCGUUCCAUCUGCCCUACGACCAGGAUGGGCUGAUUGACGUUGUAGCUAAGGCUAGCGGCGGCAAGACGAUCGUGGUCAACUCUACCGGCGUGGCUGUUGCGAUGCCCUGGCUUGGCAAGGUGUCUGCUCUGGCGCAGUCGUGGUUCCCGGGCCAGGAGUGCGGCAAUGCCAUUGCUGAUGUGCUCACCGGUGCCGUAAACCCUGAGGGUAAACUACCCGUCAGUUUCCCUGCUCGCGUCGAGGAUGCUCCCGCACAUGGGAACUUCCCCGGGAAGAGAGGUGAUGAUGGAGUGCUCAGGGUCGAGUAUGCCGAGGGCGUAUUUGUUGGAUACAGGCACUACGACCGUGUGGCAAAGGAAGUGCUGAACUUUCCCUUUGGAUACGGUCUUUCGUACACAACCUUCGAGUACACAGGCUUCCAAGUGACAAAGAGGAACUCUGCUGGAAACGAAUUUGACGUCUCGGUGGAGGUAUUUAACACGGGUCUCGUCGCCGGUGGAGCUGUGGUGCAGGUGUACGCUGGGCGGACGGAGAGGUCGGCGGACACGCCGGUCAAGGUGCUGGCUGCGUUUGACAAGGUUCGGCUGCAGUCUGGGGAAAAGGCUACGGUCAGGUUGGCGAUCUCGGCAAAGGACUUUGCUUCAUUUGAUGAGUCGGCGAGAGAGUGGGUUGUUCGGGCUGGAGAGUACAGCUUCUACCUUGGCGAGUCUGCGGCAGAGACUUUGCAGACUGUAUCACUGAAUCUGGAGAGAAUCAACUACCACAGAUAG
Colletotrichum scovillei is the source of this 2589-nucleotide messenger RNA. RefSeq lists its product as uncharacterized. Gene Ontology annotation, molecular function: beta-glucosidase activity. The record is from RefSeq and is a predicted model, not a curated record. NCBI's taxonomy places the organism in Eukaryota, Fungi, Ascomycota, Sordariomycetes, Glomerellales, Glomerellaceae. The transcript is spliced from 2 exons. The coding region runs from base 1 to 2589 and encodes 862 amino acids. Gene Ontology annotation, biological process: glucan catabolic process.